Messenger RNA from Carassius auratus (goldfish), 555 nucleotides. RefSeq names its product synapsin-2-like. The record is from RefSeq and is a predicted model, not a curated record. The transcript has a single exon. Lineage: Eukaryota; Metazoa; Chordata; Actinopteri; Cypriniformes; Cyprinidae. Gene Ontology annotation, biological process: neurotransmitter secretion. Bases 235 to 555 code for a protein of 106 amino acids. Gene Ontology annotation, cellular component: synaptic vesicle membrane.
GCAAGCCUCUCAUGCAGGGAUGCAGCAAGCGUCUGAUUGGCUGCAUACAUAUACGACAUCAGAGCUGGUGAAAGCAGAGAGGGGAGGAAAAACUGCGACGGAAGGAGGGAUCCCAGCAUCUCACUUCGCUGGGUAUUCAGUCCUAAGCUUCUCCCACUGGGAUAAACCCCAUGAAUGUAGGUGCUUAACAUCUCUAUUUCCAAAACAGUACUCCUCCUCCUCUAGUCUACAGUCAUGAACUACUUGCGCCGGCGUCUGUCGGACAGCACCUUUAUCUCCAACCUGCCUAAUGGCUACAUGUCAGACCUGCAGAAACCAGAUCCUCCUCAACCUCCCCCUCCUGGACCAGCAUCAGGACCAGCUCCAGUUUCCCCAGGCCAGGAGAGAAAACCCAUCCAACCCCAGCCUGUAGGAACGGGAUUCUUCAGCUCCAUCACCAGUGUGGUGAAGCAGACGGCCGCCUCAGCAGGGCUGGUGGAGCAAACGCCUGUGCCCGCAUCAUUCAAGAGACACAAGAUCCUGCUGGUCAUCGAUGAACCACAGCGGGACUGGUAA